AAGUGACCGGUUAUUACUGCUAAAUUUGAGGAAGUUUAUUUGCAAUGGACAUUAACGAUUUUUAGCCAGCCCACGGCGCGGCCGCGGUAUUGACAUGCACACGUGCAGCUGCUCUGCCUAGACCUAGUUAUGCACUGAAAUGACACAUGCAAUGCAUAGCCAUUGAUCUGACGAAUUUAGACAACAUUAUUCAGGCAUAAUGGCUUUCAACAAGUUCAUGCACCCUCGCAACCGCUAUAGGGACAACAAACCAAACUUUGAUGAAUUAGCAAAGAAAUAUCCAGAGUUUGCACGUCAUGUGAUCAGGAACCAAACAGGCAAGGCGACCCUUGACUUCCAUGAUUCUGAGUCGCUGAGGUCACUAACCUGCACGCUCCUGAAGGAAGACUUUGGACUUGAGGUUGAGCUACCUCUUGAUCGUCUCAUCCCGACCCUGUCACUACGGCUCAACUACAUUCACUGGAUAGAGGAUCUCUUAGCAUCGACUGGCCACAGCAAAGGGACGGUGUGGGGCAUUGACAUUGGCUGUGGUGCAUCGUGUAUAUAUCCGUUACUUGGUGCUCAGUUGAACGGAUGGAACUUCAUUGCAUCAGAGGUAGAUGCCUUAGCUAUUCAUUAUUCUAGGGAGAACAUCACACGUAAUGGACUUCAGGACAAAAUAACAGUUGUGGAGACAUCUGAAGGCAGUAUGUUUGAAGAUGUAUUGAACAGUGCCCCCUCCAGACAGCAUCUCUACCACUUCACCAUGUGCAACCCACCCUUCUUUGGUAAUUCUCUGGAAGCGCAAGGAAUCAUGACGUCUCGCAGCAUGAGUCGACCUGAGCCCAAGUCAGUGAGCACUGCUGCCGAACUAGAGAUGAUCUCGGAAGGAGGGGAGGUGGAAUUCGUCCGUAGGAUGAUCAAAGAGAGUCUACGUCUAAGACAUCAAGUUGUUUGGUACACAUCGAUGCUCGGGAAAAAAUCCAGCCUGGCUCUUGUCAGAGAGGAGCUUAGAAAACACAAGGUCCAGAAUGUGACACAUACAGAGUUUUGCCAGGGUAGAACAAUGCGCUGGGGUAUUGCUUGGACAUUCAAGGAGGAAAUUGAAUCACCGCUUCCAGCAUGCAAGAUGCGGAAAGCUGUUGAGAAGAAUACACCUUUCACCGUCCCAGUCCCAGAUACUUACAUCCAGCGGGUGUUGGAGCCUGGACUGAGUGGAGGGUUGCAGAACAAGAUCCAGGCCGUGGCCAAGGCUGUACAUACCAUGCUGCAGAAAUUAGAGAUGUCUGUAAAUAAGAAGCCCUCAUCAAAAUGGUGUGCCAAGUUUGUUUUGACUGCCAUGAGGAACACAUGGUCGCAUCAACGCAGGAAACGACGCAGAGAGAAACUUGAUCAGUUGAAAUCAACAGUCUCUUGUAUGCCAGCUAGAAGGCCUUCACAGGAAGAAUCAUCUACAGCAUUGUCACAAUCAAAAUCAGUAGUCCCCUCAUCUUCCAGGAUCAUGGUAGUAGAGAAAGCUAGACUUGGUCAUGAUGGAACAGACCAUCCCUUAUCAACAUCAUCUAAAGCUGAUGAAGGUCUCCAGGAUGGUGAGGAAGGUACAAGGAAAAGGUCCAUUUCCCCAGGUAUGGACCAACCACUUCCUUUGCCUCCAAGAACAAUCAUCACUGCUGCUUCUGAGGAUGGCAUGGUAUUAAAGAAGGCCAGGCUGGAUCUUUCUUGUUCCCCAGGAGAUCUAGGCAUGCAAACCUGUCUUGAGAAACUCCAAACUCCUGUGCCAAUCACCAACAUCUCAAAGGCAUCAUGUGAGAGGAGUAUAGAGUCCACAGAUUCAUCGUCACUUGAGGACACCACUGCUAUGGAAGGUCAUGAUUGUGUAGAAGGAUGUAAUGAAGGUGCCAUCGGAGUUUCUGCGUCACCUCCAGGAAAGAAUACAGACCUAGGGCCCAGCAUUGCUGUUGAAAGGCUUGGAUGUGUCAGUAAAUCUCCUUUCCCAUCUCAAGGAAAGACGAUAGACCAUGACGCCAAUACUGCAUCAAAGGAACCUACGAAAGCAAGAGAAAUGAUAGCAGAUGGGUCCAGAGUCAAAGACCUCUCAUCAUCAUCAUCAUCGGAUGAAGCGGAAGAUUGCUAUCCACUGGAAAUCAACCUCGAUAUUAAACUCUGUGAUAGAAGGACCAUUGUAUUUGUUGCAAGUGUAGCAGACUCUUCUAAGAGGAAUCUUCUUCACCAAGUUGUCCAGUACAUCAAGAAUCAAAUGAAGUAAAGCAUUUCUAUUUCUUGUCAAAGACUCAAAAUAAGGGUUUAGUUGGAGAUUGAUAUUUGUUUUCUAUAAGAAUGUUGUUAUAUUCUCCGUUACCUCAGGUGUAUAAGAUGUUGAGAUAUAUAGUA
Molecule: messenger RNA, 2370 nt
Organism: Lytechinus variegatus (green sea urchin)
Lineage: Eukaryota; Metazoa; Echinodermata; Echinoidea; Temnopleuroida; Toxopneustidae
Product: RNA N6-adenosine-methyltransferase mettl16-like
Exons: 8
Coding region: 200-2245 (681 amino acids)
Biological process (GO): rRNA base methylation
Cellular component (GO): nucleus
Molecular function (GO): 23S rRNA (adenine(1618)-N(6))-methyltransferase activity
Source: RefSeq, a predicted model, not a curated record